Molecule: messenger RNA, 324 nt
Organism: Haliotis rufescens (red abalone)
Lineage: Eukaryota; Metazoa; Mollusca; Gastropoda; Lepetellida; Haliotidae
Product: mitochondrial import inner membrane translocase subunit Tim8-like
Exons: 2
Coding region: 1-324 (107 amino acids)
Source: RefSeq, a predicted model, not a curated record
AUGUAUAUUGCUGACUCGGAUAACAUCAAGAGUCCUUCCACAAAGCAGCUCAGGAUGAACUUUGAUAGCAAGAUGCCAUCAGCUGAGGGGGUGGGUGACCCGGAGCUGGCCAGCUUCAUACAGAUGGAGUCACAGAAGGCCCAGCUUCAGUCACAAAUCCACAAACUGUCGGACAUCUGCUGGGACACGUGCAUGGACAAACCCAGAGACAAACUGGACGGUCGGACAGAGACCUGUAUGAGGAACUGUGUGGAAAGAUUCAUAGAUACCUCCUUGCAGAUCACCAACCGAUUCCAGCAGAUGCUUCUACGCGGCACGCAGUGA